AGUGCUCGGAUGGCCCGCCGAUCCGUGGGCCCGCAGAAACUUCGUCAAGCAUCUCCGCCCCCAGCCUCUGCCGGCAGGCAAUUAGAUCAGCGCAUUGAUCACUCCCACACUUGAUAGUGCGUGUUUUGUGAUCGCUAUUACCACAUUGAUCGACACAGCGCGCGUCCUGCAAUAAGACAUCGUGCGUGCUGCAAAACAAGAUGGCCAGCCUCACCACAUCCGCUGCACCGCGCCUCGUCUUACAUUUCGACGUCAACGAGACGAUCAUGGUCGCGGACCCCGCGGGCGGCGACAGCUUCGAGGACGUGCUGAACAAGAUGCUCGCCAAGACGGCGUUCGUGCGACGAAAGGACGGUGCGUCACUGCACGACGAGUGGAAAGACGGUGCGGCGGCGCCGGACGAGCUCGAGUGGCGAGACGGCGUGUCACUACACGACGACAGGGGCGACCCCGAGCAAGCGCUGUGGCUGCGGUGGGAGAAGCCCGACGACGGCUCGCGCGCGUUUCGCUGGGACGAGGUGCACCGCAAGACGUUCACGGAGACCUUCAAGCGCUUCUCUGGGAUAAAACAGGAGCUCGCUGCACAGCUACGCUUACCGCCUGGAGACUGGGAUGCAUGCUUCAAGACGGACGACGGGCAGCACCACCGCUUCCUGCCCGCGUUCUUCGAAACGCUCAGGGUUCUACUAGACUCCGGGCGCGACGUGUCCCUCGUGAUCCGCACGUUCGGCUCCGACGGCCCGACCGUCGCCCUAGCUCUGCGCGCCUGGAUCGCCGGCCGCCACCCGACCGUAAAGGCCCCACAACAAGCGCCGGAUUGGGUCCAGCGCGACCGCAUCUUCGCGGGCAAAUACGACGCGGAGGGCCGCUACACGCUAACGCCGCCGCUGAACGACGACGGCCGCGGCGCGUGCCUCGACGAAGCCGCCGCCGUCGCGUUGAUGGAGGAGCCGCGGAGCGCCACGGUCAUCCGGGACGACUACGCCUGGUGGGCCAAGCACGACGAGGCGCCGGCGGCCGGUAAACCCUUCUGGAUCACGCGCGGCAGCGACUGCCACCACAUUUUUUUCGACGACCACAUUCGCAAUUCCGACCGGAAGUCGAUCGUCGCGGCGCGGUGCCGCUCGGCGCCGGGCGAGGCCUUCCAGCCGCUGGACGGGCCCGCGACGCGCGCUCUCCACGGCGCCUACCUCGUCCGCGUGCCCACGCUGCUGCCCGUGCGCGACCAGAGGUGGUUUCUCGACCGGAUUCGUGAGUGCGAGCAGCGGCGGUUGGAGCUGCUGGGGCCGCUUUUGGCGUAAUGUUAUCCUGUUCACCAUAAA
Messenger RNA from Pelagomonas calceolata, 1322 nucleotides. NCBI's taxonomy places the organism in Eukaryota, Pelagophyceae, Pelagomonadales, Pelagomonadaceae. The record is from the annotation of a GenBank genome assembly.